Molecule: messenger RNA, 1366 nt
Organism: Seminavis robusta
Lineage: Eukaryota; Bacillariophyta; Bacillariophyceae; Naviculales; Naviculaceae
Source: the annotation of a GenBank genome assembly
UUCAAUGGCACUCUCAUCCUCCUGGUCGAUGGCUCUGGCUAGUGUGUGCUUGGUGGCGUUGGUCAAGGGAACUGGAGUACAGACCACAAAGAAGAUUAUCCAAAACACAAGACAAUGACGAGAGUACUACAAACAUCCACCCUUAGCAUUCUUCCCUUGGCAGUAUGCCUACUGGCCAGAACGACUUUUGGCUUUCAGCAGAAUUUCAAGCUACCCAAUCUUCAUCAUCCAGUACAUGGAUCUACGCCACUGUCAGCUCCCCUCUGGCUGGCCGCCAAGGGCUUUGGAGGAGGAGGUUCUUCGACUUCCAAUAAUAACAAGACAAAGAAGAAGGUGAAGAAGAGCGAUGUGAAAAAGACGCAACAAAAGAUUUUGAAGAAAUACGGGAGCAACGUGGCGGAAGGAACGCAACGACGCGUGGAUGCAGCGUUGGCUAAAUUGCCUCCCCAUUUGUACAUGGCCACACAAUUGUACCAGCAACUUUUGAAAUGGGAUCAGCGCUUGGCCAACAUGUCCGUGCUGCAACAAGCCCAACUUCCACAAGUUGAAAUGGAAGGGGCGCAACGAGCCCGGGACGAAUUGACAAAAGUUUACGACGAAUACGAUUUGGACGAACACGAUUUGCACAAUAUCUUUCAACAAAUCACAUGGGAUGCCAGUGCCGACGCCAAAGCCGCGCGUGCCAUUAUCGCGGGAGGAGAAAUGGCCGCCCCCAUGGCCCGCAAAAUUGAUGCGGCAUGUCAAAUUGUGGCGGCUGCCGUGGGGAAAGACGGUCAUUGCCUUGAUGUCGGAUGCGGAUACGGCGUCUUGGUCCCUCAUUUGGAACAAGCCGGUCUGGAAUCCUCUCAAAUCCACGGCAUUGACUUGUCACAAGAAAUGAUCAAGAAUGCGCGACAACUCCAUCGGGGCGUCGACUUUCAAGCCACGGACUUUUUGAACGAGUACGGCACUACUAAUGAUGAUACCGACGAGCAAGAGCAACUACAACCAAGUCAAUUCGAGAGCAUUAUAUUUUGUGCGGCACUGCACGACUUUUCGGACAUGACGUCUGCCUUACAAAAAGCAUCGACAUUAUUAAAACUCAAUGGCAAGUUGGUGAUUAGUCAUCCCCAAGGUGCCUCCCAUGUGACGAGACAAUCCAAUGCCAAUCCCGUCAUGGUGAAACGAAGUUUGUAUACAGCACAAGAACUACAUUCGGUCGUGAAAGAGUUGCCGGGCAAAAUGACGGUGGAACUAGAACCCGCGACACCCAACUCGCCGGAAGAAGACAAAGUGGGGUAUCUAGCCGUAUUGACCAAAGUGGAAUGAUCAAUCGUACCAGGCAGUAAAGAAUAACUCAAUUUUAAAAUAGUAUUGGGCUCCUUUC